Molecule: messenger RNA, 3124 nt
Organism: Danio rerio (zebrafish)
Lineage: Eukaryota; Metazoa; Chordata; Actinopteri; Cypriniformes; Danionidae
Source: RefSeq, a predicted model, not a curated record
UUAAAACAUCUUCCUUUAUAUUCCACAGAAAGAAACUAAUAAUGGUUUGGAAGGCCAAGAAGAUGAUGCUGUACUCAAACUUCCAAACCAAAGAAGGUCAUCAAUAUAUCAACGAUGAAGAUAGAAGAUGCACAUCAGAGUUCAACAGGAAACACUGAAAGCACAGAAAACAGAGUCUCCUCCAAAUGUCAACAUGAACCAUAUUGUUCCAGUCCUCAGCUACAAUUAACCUUUGAGGAUCAAGGUGUCUGAAAGAUGGUGGACCGCUUGGCGAACAGUGAGGCCAACUCUAAACGCAUCGGGGUGGUGGAGGCAUGCUUCGGCACAGCAGGCCAACCGCUGGCCAUCCCAGGUCGAGUUCUGAUCGGAGAGGGCGUUCUCACAAAGCUGUGCCGCAAAAGACCCAAAGCUCGGCAGUUCUUCCUCUUCAACGACAUCCUGGUGUACGGCAACAUCGUCAUCCAGAAGAAGAAGUACAAUAAGCAGCACAUCAUCCCUUUGGAGAGCGUCACCAUAGACACGGUCGAGGACGAGGGCGAAUUGCGCAACGGCUGGCUCAUUAAAACGCCCACCAAAUCCUUUGCUGUUUACGCCGCAACCGCAACGGAGAAGUCCGAGUGGAUGAGCCACAUCAACAAAUGCGUUUCGGACUUGCUUGAAAAAAGCGGGAAAUCUCCUACCGGCGAGCACGCCGCAGUCUGGGUGCCCGAUUCAGAGGCAACCGUGUGCAUGCGCUGCCAGAAGAUGAAGUUCACCCCUGUCAACCGGCGCCAUCACUGCCGGAAGUGUGGCUUCGUCGUAUGUGGCCCGUGCUCAGAGAAAAAGUUCCUUCUCCCCAGCCAGUCCUCCAAACCAGUGCGCGUGUGCGAGUUCUGUUACAAGCAGCUCUCGACGGGUGCUACUCUCCCGCCCCGAUCAGACUCCUACAGCCGGCAGGGCUCCGACUUCGGCAGCAACAACAUCUCAGAUGACGACGAUGACGACGACAGCAGUGACUGAGAGUCUCUUUUAGGAAACACUGACAAUAUACAGAUCCCAAUAUUUUAGUCUCUCAUUCAAGGUUUGCAAAGGUUCCUCUGGCAAUAACAGUUUCCCUAAAUAAUUAAAAGCCCUGUGCAAAUGAACAAAAGGUUUGAUGGGAAUUGAUCCUCAUGAACACUACUUGUCGGCUCGCUACACUUCCACAUUAAAGUCCCUCUCAGUCCAAUUUAAGUCCUUUCAUGUAGAUGCAUUUCUUGGCAAUGGUGCUCUUUCAUCUUCUUUUGCUAGCAUUUUCUUACUGCUACUACGCCGGAGAAGCGAAUGUUGCAUAAUGUGAUUACAGGCUGUUCUUGAGCAUACCCUCCCUCAGGUGAAACAGUGUAGUGCAUUAAGUUUUAAACGACGAGCUGCGUUUAAUUCUUUGAACAACUAACCACUAACAAACCAUGAUAGUAUGUGUUUUCUCAUGUUCUAGUAAUUGCUAAUGACAAAUCAGAUAGAUGCUACUAAGCUUGUAAAUGUGUAUAUGAUGCCGUGGAGCAGGAAGCCUGUUGCAUAAUUCAUCUGACAAGGUCGUCGCUGCCUCAGUGCCUUCUUAUUUAUCCUCAGGAAGUAGAUCCUGGAAAGGAGAACAGUUUGACUUGGGCUGAUUCCUUUACUUUGAGACGUCUGCGUUUAACAGCGCACCUCAUAUACUGCUUAGAGGCACACAGGUACCAUUUAAUGACUGUUUUUACUGUUUCAGUUAUAUGACUAGUAAUCAUCCCAACUUUUUUCAGAAGAGUAUAGUCAGAAUUAUUGCAUCUCAGUCCGAACAGUUUGAGCAUCUUCUGACAGUAGCAUGUUGCAUCUGUGCACCACAUGUGUGCAUUGACAACUUUCUAUAGUUCUCAAUUACAGAAAUAUAUCACAUGCAUGCAGCGUACAGGGAAAGGAUGACCAUUCUCUCUUUGGGGUUUUUGUGUUCGUGAGGUCACAUGACAGUCAAUCCUAGUUUUAAACGGGAAUCGAAAGCAUUAUGAGGAAGUGACUGGAUCACAGCCACCUUUUGUUUUGUUUUUUAAUGACUGUUUGACACACACAAAACUGCACUAACAGCUUUCCAAAGGGGCGUAUUUCUUUAUAAAUGACUGUUGGACUUUUUGGAAACGUACAGUAGUUAAUUUGAUCAGUGAUCUGCUAGUUUACAGUCGUUUUGUCAAGCUGAUAAAAGAGUCGGCUGUACUGCUUGAGAACAGUCUCAGAACUGAAUACUUGAUCACCUGUGAAGAUGGCAUAUUUUUGUUUGUCAAAAUAACAGAGCUGAUGUUGAAAAAGGGAUAUUUAAUUAACCUGACUCUGUCUUAAGAGUCUGUUCAGACUGUCUAGUAGUUCAUAUGCAACAACUGAUACGCUUAAGUGAGAAGUCUUUUUUUUUCUUCUGCACAUUUAUGUGCAACUUAUUUGAGAUUGAAAUAGGUUUACAGUGAUUGACUCAAGGUAAUGAUCUAAUCUUGCUUUUGUACUAUAACGGCAGAUUCCAGGACAGUCAUGUAUGGUAUAAUGUUUGAUUUAAUUAAUUAUUUGAACUUGUCCAAAUUUAUCCUGAGAUUAUCUUUGAUUUAAUUCUACUUUAAUGUUUUAAUAUCAUGCUUCAGUUGAAAUAUUCCUUGAGGAUCGUUUUGGUUUGCAUGUUGUAAACUUUGUACAGUGUUUUUUUUUUUGUAAAUGUUAAUUACUCUUAAGCUUUCAGAUAGUUUCUUCAUAGUGUUUCUGUGAGGUUCGUGUGUGCAUUUCCUGAGCACCUCGGGAUCAGCUACCAGCACUUUACUCUCUGCAAACCACAAAAGAGGGGUGGGGCUUGGAUGGGGAGGGGCUUGAAUAGGAAGUGGGGGUGGCCCACAUAUGUGGUCUGCAAAUACAAGAGAAUAGAUUUUCAUAAACUAAGCAAAGCUCAGAGUAGAGGAUGAACAAGAUUGCCAUUUUAGUUACUUUUUUUAUUUCUCGAACGUCAUUUAUGAUUCCCUUGGAUGGAUUUGGGGGAUUUUUCAGUUUUCUUGUACAUUUAAAUCUCAUUUAAAACUCUCAAAGGGCUAAAACUGAAUGUAAUCCAUCAUAUCAUUAUUAAAUACUAAUUUUGAGGAAAAUAUAUGUAUUGCUUAAA